This is a messenger RNA of Seminavis robusta, 462 nucleotides long. The record is from the annotation of a GenBank genome assembly. Lineage: Eukaryota; Bacillariophyta; Bacillariophyceae; Naviculales; Naviculaceae.
AUGAACUGUAACAGCAUGCACGCCAAGCCACAGUACCACCCUCACAAGCCGGCCAAUACGGUGUACCGCAGAGCCAUUCUCAAGGCGAUUGAAGACCUCAAUGAUUGUCAGCUGAGAUCCAACGUCGACUCGAUCCGCAAGCAUGUCAUGAGCGCGACGCAAGAGACGGAUCAUGCCUGGAACGAAGUCAUCUUUUUAAAGACACUCAAGUCGCUUCAAGAGGGAGAAAUCGAACAGAGCACCAAUACGUGUGCUCUUUCGCCCGAAUACAAACGACGACGAUCCAACAGUCUCACGGCGUAUACGGAACAGCAGCAGCAAUAUCAUCAACAACAGUUGCCACCCAUGUCGGUGUUUGUGCCAAACAUUGCCAACCUGGAUUCCGCGCAGGCGCAGCAGCCUGGCAAGAGAAAAGUAGAAUACGACAACUACCAACCAGCGCUCAUGAGUCAAAGAAGCUAG